AUGAAUGGAUCAUAUGAUCAAGAGAUCAUUCGGCAAGCGAGCCGGACAAUACGGAGUAAAGAUGAAGAGAUAUAUCUUGGUCGGGUCGGGAAAUGGGAGUUGAUUGUUUUGAUUUCGCCUCCGAUCUGCCGCCGCCUUGUUCGUCGGACCAAAGUCGUCAUUUUCCUCGUUACAGCGGCAUACCGUGCGCACUGCUUACGGAGGUACAGUACUGUGCCCAUCCUUCUGAGUUCUGACCCUCCGAACCUCCUCCUCCUCGUCCUCGUCCUCGUCCUCGACCACGACCUCACCGUCGCCGUCGUUCCUUCUGCUGUCGCGGGUCCCGGAAUAUCCUUCCCCGGAAGCAACACAAUCCCCCCUCCCCCCACCACCAACCACCACGAAUCCAAGGUUGCCAGCAGAGCGACCUCCCAUUGCUGCAGCGGACAGCAACCCACAGCAACCCACUCCGAGCUCCGCACUACGAUGACCUCGACAUCUCCCAUUGCCGUUGGUCAAUAUGGAAAUGCGCGUCGACCCGCCGUGCAAGGCGUCGCGAAGAUCCUCCUGCUCGUCCUGGCCCAGAUCUCCCACGCCUCGGCCGCGCCACUGAAGCAGUUCUUGGGGCUGGCGAAGAACGACGAGCCCGCGGGCGAUGCGGAGGAUGCGAAUAUGUGGCUCUACCUGGCCGUGGCUGCGGUGCUGGUCCUGCUCGGUGGUGCGUUUGCUGGACUGACGAUUGCCUUGAUGGGACAGGAUGGGGUCUACCUGCAGGUGAUUGCUACCUCUGGCGAGGGCAAGGAGCAGAGACAUGCGCAGAAGGUCUAUCAUCUGCUGCAGAAGGGGAAACAUUGGGUUCUGGUUACGCUGCUUCUGAGCAAUGUCAUUGUCAACGAGACGUUGCCCAUUAUCCUCGAUCGGUCGCUGGGAGGCGGGUGGCCCGCGGUCCUCGGCAGCACCGUGUUGAUUGUCAUCUUCGGUGAAGUGAUCCCCCAGUCUGUCUGCGUGCGAUACGGUCUCUCGAUUGGAGCGUACAUGGCUCCUCCAGUGCUCUGCUUGAUGUGGCUUAUGGCACCGAUAGCAUGGCCUAUGGCGAAAUUGCUCGACUACCUAUUGGGAGAGGAUCAUGGAACGGUUUACAAGAAGUCAGGAUUAAAGACGUUAGUCACACUGCACAAGACCUUGGGGUCGAGCCCCACGGAACGACUGAACCAAGAUGAGGUUACGAUCAUCAGCGCGGUGUUGGACCUGAAGGACAAGGCCGUUGGAGACAUUAUGACGCCCAUGCAGGAUGUGUUCACCAUGUCGGCGGAUACCGUUCUCGACGAGGAUACUAUGAAUACGAUACUCAGCGCUGGAUACUCCAGGAUCCCCAUUUACGAGCCGAGCAACCAGCAGAACUUUGUUGGUAUGCUUCUGGUCAAGAUCUUGAUCACCUACGAUCCCGAAGACUGCAAGAAGGUCAGCGAAUUUGCACUGGCCACCCUCCCAGAAACGCGACCGGAAACGAGCUGCCUGGAUAUCGUCAACUUCUUCCAAGAAGGAAAGUCGCACAUGGUCCUGGUAUCAGAGUUUCCCGGCGAGAAUUACGGCGCCAUCGGAGUCGUUACCCUGGAGGAUGUCAUUGAAGAAUUGAUUGGAGAGGAAAUCAUUGACGAAUCGGAUGUCUACAUUGACGUGCACAAAGCCAUUCGACGGAUGGCACCGGCACCCAAAGCACGUGCUCAUCGAGGCAAUAGCAUUACGGAACAACCCAUGGUGCAUAUGCCCGAGAAUCAACUCAUCAAUCUUGCAGAGGAGCAGGAACCAACGGCCAAGAAGAUCGCUUCCGCCGACGAUCAAUUGCAGAGCCCAGCGAAUCUUGGAACCAGCCCAAAGACAACUUUCAUCCGACGAAGCUCGAGUGGAUUAGAUGGGAACACGGUCGCGGUCAGAGGUAACAUGAAUGAUAUGCGAGAACACUUGAAGCAUCUGGGCCCAUCAAAUUUAGCCAGCCGUCCCAAGUCGACCCGGUACAACACGGUCAAAAUCAAGUCUGCUUUGCUAGGUCGUUCGGAAUCUAGGACCGACUCUAGCAUCAUUGUUGAGCCCGUCGUCGAGGAGCCGUACCGUGAUAAUCCCAACCCCGCCCCGAACGGAGGCGAGGGCGAAGGUCUUUUGAAGAACGCCGGCAGAGAGGCCAGCGACGGAAUUAUUGCCCUGCAUCAAGGGUAUGGCUCGUUUGGCCCGAAUGCGCCUACUAGCCCUAGCAAGCUUUCACAGUUCCAGAGUACGGACGAGGUACCGAAUAACGAGAACGCGCCACUCCUCAGUUCCAGAAACCGAUCCUUAUCGCCUGUUCAAAAACAGGUGUCUAGGAAGGACAGCGACGACAGCCAGCGAAGCAGUGACACACUCGCUUCCCUGCAGUCGGCCGCCAGUGGCACGCAGCGAAAGAGAGGAGUUGCGCGGAGUGGCAGCAUCACAGAGAAUAUCAUCGAUUCGGGUGGCUUCCGGAAAGUCGUAUUAGAAACCAAUAGCUCGGGUGAUGAUGAUCGGAUGGGCUCCAAUGGCAGCGGCAAUGGCAGCAAUGGUAACCAUGGUAACAGCGCUGCCCAAAUACGCCCCAGUGCCCCAUCUGAUGCAUCUGAUGCGCAGGGCAAUUCGCACGACGAUCAUGAUGCUAAGGGCGAGCAGGCGAAGAAGAAGCGGAGGAGGACGCGGAAGAAGAAGGCGAAGACGGGCGGAGAGGAGGGUACUUCAGCUCAGGGUGGUAGCUGA
This is a messenger RNA of Drepanopeziza brunnea f. sp. 'multigermtubi' MB_m1, 2739 nucleotides long. RefSeq lists its product as uncharacterized. Gene Ontology annotation, biological process: magnesium ion homeostasis. The record is from RefSeq and is a predicted model, not a curated record. Lineage: Eukaryota; Fungi; Ascomycota; Leotiomycetes; Helotiales; Drepanopezizaceae.